Messenger RNA from Ceratotherium simum simum (southern white rhinoceros), 3726 nucleotides. The record is from RefSeq and is a predicted model, not a curated record. Lineage: Eukaryota; Metazoa; Chordata; Mammalia; Perissodactyla; Rhinocerotidae.
GGGAGCGGGGUGUGUCGGGUGUCGGCGGCGGCGCUUUGCGGCCGGUCGUGCGGGUCGGGCGCGGGCGGGCGCGGCGGCAGUGGCGCGCACAGGUGAUUGACUGCCCAGCUGGCUCAGGGAGCGCCUGGUCCUCAUCGCUGGCAGGUGGCGGAGACCAUUUGGGCGGCGGCGGCGCCGGCAGCGGCGGUCCGGCUCGGGAGGCGCUUCUCGGGCCAAGGCCAUGGCCCCGCGGCUGCAGCUGGAGAAGGCGGCCUGGCGCUGGGCGGAGACGGUGCGGCCCGAGGAGGUGUCGCAGGAGCACAUCGAGACCGCCUACCGCAUCUGGCUGGAGCCAUGCAUCCGCGGCGUGUGCAGACGAAACUGCAAAGGAAAUCCGAAUUGCCUGGUUGGGAUUGGUGAGCAUAUUUGGUUAGGAGAAAUAGAUGAAAAUAGUUUUCAUAACAUUGAUGAUCCCAACUGUGAGAGGAGGAAAAAGAACUCAUUUGUGGGCCUCACUAACCUUGGAGCUACUUGUUACGUCAACACAUUUCUUCAAGUGUGGUUUCUCAACUUGGAGCUUCGGCAGGCGCUAUACUUAUGUCCAAGCACCUGUAGCGACUACAUGAUGGGAGAUGGUAUCCAAGAAGAGAAAGAUUAUGAGCCUCAAACAAUUUGUGAGCAUCUCCAGUACUUGUUUGCCUUGUUGCAAAACAGUAAUAGGCGAUACAUUGAUCCAUCAGGAUUUGUUAAAGCCUUGGGCUUGGACACGGGGCAACAGCAGGAUGCCCAAGAAUUUUCAAAGCUCUUUAUGUCUCUUUUGGAAGAUACUUUGUCUAAGCAAAAGAAUCCAGAUGUUCGUAACAUUGUCCAGCAGCAGUUCUGCGGGGAAUACGCUUAUGUAACUGUUUGCAACCAGUGUGGCAGAGAGUCUAAGCUUUUAUCAAAGUUUUAUGAACUGGAGUUAAAUAUCCAAGGCCACAAACAGUUAACAGAUUGUAUCUCGGAAUUUCUGAAGGAGGAAAAAUUAGAAGGAGACAAUCGAUACUUUUGUGAAAACUGUCAAAGCAAACAGAAUGCAACGAGGAAGAUUCGCCUCCUCAGCCUUCCUUGCACUCUGAACUUACAGCUGAUGCGAUUUGUCUUUGACAGGCAAACUGGACAUAAGAAAAAGCUGAAUACCUACAUUGGCUUCUCCGAAAUUUUGGAUAUGGAGCCUUAUGUGGAACAUAAAGGUGGGUCCUAUGUGUAUGAGCUCAGUGCAGUUCUCAUACACAGAGGAGUGAGUGCCUAUUCUGGCCACUACAUUGCCCAUGUGAAAGAUCCACAGUCCGGUGAAUGGUAUAAGUUUAAUGACGAAGACAUAGAAAAGAUGGAGGGGAAGAAAUUACAACUAGGGAUUGAGGAAGAUCUAGGUAAAACCUUUAAGUUGUUGGAGGUCUCUAACAGAAAGGGAGACCACACGUUUCUUCAAGAGCUGGUAGAUCGGGAUAACUCCAAGUUUGAGGAGUGGUGUAUUGAAAUGGCCGAGAUGCGUAAGCAAAGCGUGGAUAAAGGAAAAGCAAAGCACGAAGAGGUUAAGGAGCUGUACCAAAGGUUACCUGCUGGAGCUGAGCCCUAUGAAUUUGUCUCUCUUGAGUGGCUACAGAAGUGGUUGGAUGAAUCGACACCCACCAAGCCUAUCGAUAAUCACGCUUGCCUGUGUUCCCAUGACAAGCUUCAUCCUGAUAAAAUAUCAAUUAUGAAGAGAAUCUCUGAGUAUGCAGCUGACAUUUUCUACAGUCGAUAUGGAGGAGGACCAAGACUAACUGUGAAAGCCCUGUGUAAGGAAUGUGUGGUAGAACGUUGUCGUGUGUUACGUCUGAAGAACCAACUAAAUGAAGAUUAUAAAACUGUUAAUAAUCUGCUAAAAGCAACGGUAAAGGGCAAUGAUGGAUUUUGGGUAGGAAAAUCCUCCUUGCGCAGUUGGCGCCAACUAGCUCUUGAGCAAUUAGAUGAGCAAGAUGGUGACACAGACCAAAGCAAUGGGAAGAUGAAUGGCAGCACCUUGAAUAAAGGUAACGUUGAAAACCUGUGUGUGGAUGGGGAGUUGUGCAUAUCUGAAAAUGAAAGAAGGCUUGUUUCUAAAGAGGCUUGGAGCAAACUGCAACAGUACUUUCCAAAGGCUCCUGAGUUUCCAAGUUACAAAGAAUGCUGUUCACAGUGCAAGAUUUUAGAAAGAGAAGGGGAAGAAAAUGAAGCCUUACAUAAGAUGAUUGCAAACGAGCAAAAGACUUCUCUUCCGAAUUUGUUCCAGGACAAAAACAGACCAUGUCUCAGUAACUGGCCAGAGGACACGGAUGUCCUCUACAUUGUGUCACAGUUUUUUGUAGAAGAAUGGCGGAAAUUUGUUAGAAAACCCACGAGAUGUAGCCCCGUGUCAUCAGUUGGAAACAACGCCCUUCUGUGUCCCCACGGGGGCCUCAUGUUUACAUUUGCUUCCAUGACCAAAGAAGAUUCUAAACUUAUAGCUCUCAUAUGGCCCAGUGAGUGGCAAAUGAUACAAAAGCUCUUUGUUGUGGAUCAUGUAAUUAAAAUCACGAGAACUGAAGUGGGAGAUGCAAACCCUUCAGAAACACAGUAUAUUUCUGAGCCUAAACUUUGCCCAGAAUGCAGAGAAGGCUUAUUGUGUCAACAGCAGAGGGACCUGCGUGAAUACACUCAAGCCACCAUCUAUGUCCAUAAAGUUGUGGAUAAUAAAAAGGUGAUGAAGGAUUCCGCUCCAGAGCUGAAUGUGAGCAGUUCCGAAACAGAGGAGGAUAAGGAAGAAGCUAAACCAGAUGGAGAAAAAGAUCCAGAUUUUAAUCAAAGCAAUGGAGGAACAAAGCGGCAAAAGAUAUCCCAUCAGAAUUAUAUCGCCUAUCAAAAGCAAGUUAUUCGGCGGAGUAUGCGACAUAGAAAAGUUCGUGGUGAGAAAGCACUUCUUGUUUCUGCUAAUCAAACAUUAAAAGAAUUGAAAAUUCAGAUCAUGCAUGCGUUUUCAGUUGCUCCUUUUGACCAGAAUCUGUCAAUUGAUGGAAAGAUUUUAAGUGAUGACUGUGCCACUCUCGGCACCCUUGGCGUCAUUCCUGAAUCUGUCAUUUUGUUAAAGGCUGAUGAACCAAUUGCAGAUUAUGCUGCAAUGGAUGAUGUCAUGCAAGUGUGUAUGCCAGAAGAAGGGUUUAAAGGUACUGGUCUACUUGGACAUUAAUCUUUUGAACACUUGGCUGACUGCUAAGAAAUGACCAGAAGGGAAGAGGAGUUUGACAUGUUAGGGCAUUAAAGAAAAGGUGGAUUUAAGAAUUAAACCAUUACAUGACUCUUCCAAAAGGCAGAAAACCAUUCAAAAGUGACUGUCCCAAAUGCCUUAUGUCAAAUAAAGCAGAUUGCACUGAAGGACAUCAGACUUGAAGGAAAUGUUUCAAAUUUUAUAUUUAAGGGGAAUGGGGGUGGGAGGGAGGGGGCAAGUAAAGAUUGAACAAGUUUAGUAGCAGUAACAGUAAAUCAUGUUUACAUACGAGAUUUAUAGUCAUGGAGGAAAUAAAGUUGUUAUAUUUCCUUGCUUGAGUUUCAUACCAGAUGCGUUGGUCCAUAAAGGAUUCGUAUCACAGUAGAGAGGACAACAUUCUGCUCUGAACUAAAAGUGAUUCUUUAGAGACAUAACCUGCUUACCAAUACCUGUCUUUGAUUCAUAUUUUACUUUCAAUAAAGCAUGAAAGUGAAGAACUUGCC